AUGCAGUCCGACCGAUAUCCGGGGUAUAACCCCCAUGAGCUGUUGACUCCGCCCUUGACGCCUGCGAGCCCCUUCACCCAAUCCGACUGUACCUCCUCCGCCAUAGGAACACGCACGACAAACGGUAUGGGCGUGGUCGACUCGGCGAACGCGUCGCCGGACUUUAGGCUGCCACCGCCAAUGUCUGUGCCGGAGCUUGAUCUGGAUGAUGUUGGCGGGGGACGAGCUGGAGUUGCUCAUGGGGAGAAGGGAGAUGGAAGGUGGGAGGAUGAUGGGGAGGAGAAGUAUAGAUGGAGGGAGGAUAUGACGGGGGAAGAGAGGGAGGCGAGGGAGGCGUGGUUGGCUAGUGGGCGGGGUAAGAAAGGGUUGAGAAUCGUCAUCGUGACCGAAAACUUCCUACCAAAAGUAGACGGAGUCACCCGCACCCUCUCCCGCCUCCUCGAACACCUCCACGCCUCCGGGCACCAAUGCAUGCUCCUCGGCCCCUCCUCCUCCCUCUCUUCCUACGCCUCCCACCCGCUCGUUGGCACCCUCGGCAUCCCCCUCAUCCUCUACCCAGGCCUCAAACUCAAUUUCGUGAGGCCAAAGUUUCUGAGGGUGAUAAGGGAGUGGAAGCCGGAUGUGGUGCAUUUUGUGGAUCCCAUUUGGCUGGGGGCGCAGACGAUGGGCUUGGAGGGGCGGUGGUGGCUAGUUAUCAUACGUGUGUCUCAUUUUCACGGGGUCGAUGAGAGGCAAGAGCUGACGCGAGGUAGGAAUCUGGCAACGUACGCGACCCUCUUCGGCCUCCCCUCCCUCACUCCUCUGAUAUACAAAUUCCAACACCUCCUCUACUCCAAAGUUCUCCUCACCCUCUGCCCCUCCCCUUCCACACAAAAGAUGCUGGAGGACCAAUCGUUCGACGGCGUCCGGCUUUGGCCCAGGGGCGUCGAUCUGGCGCAGUUUGGGACUGGCAAAAGAAGUCUUAAGAGGAGGGCGGAGUGGGGUGUGGGGUAUGCCCCGGGGGAGAGGGAUACGCCGGGAGUGGGGUUGGGGAAGGGAAGAGUGGUGGGGACAGGGUGGAAUGGGCAAGAAGGGAAGGGGUUGAUGACGCCGCCGAUGAGUCCUGAGGAUGGGGCGGUGGACGCGAAGCGUGGUGUACCUUUACCUGAACCGGAGAUGUCAGCGGGGGUGGAGGGGUUGCCUGAGAGGGUCGUGCUCUUGUAUGUCGGGAGAAUAUCGUGGGAAAAGAACAUCCACCUCCUCCUAUCCGCCUACGCCCACCUCGCCUCCCUCCUUCCCUCUCAAUCACCAUUCCCAUCCCCACUGCCCAAGCUCGUAUUCGUCGGCGACGGCCCAGCUCGCUCAGAACUGCAAGCGACAUGCGCAAAGAACGCCUGGGACGCCGAGUUUCUCGGGUAUCGGCAAGGGGAAGAUUUGGCAGAGUGUUAUGCUAGUGCGGAUGUCUUUGCGUUUCCGAGUUUUACAGAGACGUUUGGGCAGGUCGUUUUGGAGGCUCUUGCUAGUGGUAUUCCUGUAGUAGGCCUCGAUGCUGAAGGGACUCGCGACCUCGUCCAACACUCCUCUACCGGCUUUCUCCUCCCACUCAACCCAUCUCCGGCCGCCCCUACAGCCCAGCCACUCACAUGGCCCACAGCCUCCAACCCUUCUUCCCCCCACUUCAACCAUCUCGCAGAAGAAUACGCAAAGCUCCUCUUAGAAGCUGCUACGGAUCACGGGAAGAGGCGGGAGAUGGGCAGGGUUGGGAGUACGAGAGGGAUUGAGGGGAGGACGUGGUGGGAUGCUAUGGAGAGUUGUGUGGAUGGGUAUCGCGAGGCUAUGAGGAUUGCUCGACAACGGCGAUCGAUCAACAUCGUCACUUCUCCCCCACCACCUGUCGAGCUUGAAGCCUUGGUACCGCCUGCCUCUCCAAAACACCCUAAGAGGGUCAGCGCGGUAGUUAACAGGGUGGUUAGUAGACGACUCGCUUAUAAGGAUCAAGAUAGGCAGGGGCUCGAGAGGAAGGGGAGAUGGGUGUUGCGGAAGAGGGAAGGAGAGAGUUUGUGGUUAUCUGUCUUGAAGGUGUUGUUGAAAGUGUUUGUAGCGCUUGCGCUGGUGUAUGCCAUUUACGUGAAUAGGAUGGGGAAAGAGACGUACCUGCAGGCUGAGGGAGGUCUCUUAUACUGAAAUGUUGUUGUCUACUCGGCUCCUUGCUGCUUCGUGAGAAGGUGAAAUGCUUAAUGUUGUCAGUUAUGAAUCCUAGUCUGAAC
This is a messenger RNA of Cryptococcus amylolentus CBS 6039, 2246 nucleotides long. RefSeq lists its product as hypothetical. NCBI's taxonomy places the organism in Eukaryota, Fungi, Basidiomycota, Tremellomycetes, Tremellales, Cryptococcaceae. Gene Ontology annotation, molecular function: glycosyltransferase activity. The record is from RefSeq and is a predicted model, not a curated record. The transcript has 7 exons. The coding region runs from base 1 to 2163 and encodes 720 amino acids.